ACCGGAUAAAAGUAUUCCAGCUUAGAACAUGGAAAUGUGGAAUAUAUGGAAGAAAUAUAUGUUAUUGCCUCGUUGGAAGAACAUGAUCGCCCAUCUGCCCCCGAUUCAAUUCAAAUCACACGCAUUUAAUUUUUCUUUCCCACGUAUAUAUAACAAUUAACAACCCUUUUAUCAUCAUUUCCAGCUUGAUUGAAAUCUCUCCAAUCUGAAUUCCUGAUUAUCUCCUUCCUCUUUGAUCAACUGAUUCAUCCUUUCCUUCCCAUAUAUUAAUUGAACCAUGGAAACGGAGUCAGAUUUGGGCGCCAAACCCCAGCAAAAUGGCGGCAACAUUAUCAGGUCAUCGUGGUCGUCGUUCAAGCUCCGGUCGGAAAGCCUGAACACCGUUCGUCUCCGCCGGAUCUUCGACAUAUUCGACAAGAACAAAGACGGCCUCAUCUCCUCCGACGAGCUAACGCAGGCCCUGAAGCUCCUCGGGUUGGACGCCGACGUUUCGGACCUGGAUGCCACGAUCCGAUCCUACAUCCAGCCGGGUCAACCCGGGUUGACCUUCGACGGCUUCCGCGCCCUCCACCGGUCCAUAAACGACGCGUUUUACCCGGAUCUAGGGGGAGACGACGACGAGGAACGGAAAUCGGGGAAUGGGUCGGGUUCGGGGUCGGAGUCGGAGUGCGAGUCGGACCUGUCGGAGGCCUUUAAGGUGUUCGACGAGGACGGCGACGGGUACAUAUCGGCGAGGGAGCUUCAGGCGGUGCUGGAGAAGCUGGGAUUAGGGGAGGAAGGGAAAGAGCUGGAGAGAGUGGAGAAGAUGAUAUCCUGCGUGGACACCAAUCACGAUGGGGUUGUGGAUUUCGUGGAGUUUAAGGAUAUGAUGCGUAAUAUCGCCGUCGUCCCUUUCCCGUCGGCUUGAUCGGAAAAAAAUGGUGUUCCUCUGCUUUUUACUGUAUUCAUCCUUUUUUUUUACCGUUAUUUUCUUUUUCUUCAUUUUUUUUUCUCUUCACCUCUUCUUAGUUUAUUAGUCAUAGACUCAUAAUAUAUAUGUGAAAAAAACAAAGAAAGAAAGGAAAGCUCAUUACUGGCUCAUUUGUAGUACAUUUUUGUUCUCUCCUACUUCCUUAUGUUCAUUAAUCAUCAUCGUUUCUUUUUUUUUUUUUUUGAAAGAAAACAUAUUUGCAUUGAUAAUUACUGGAAAAGGUACAACACUGAUUGAGUUACAAAGUUUGGAGGAUCAUUCUAUAUUGUUCAAUUAAAUAAGAGAAUUUAGUAAAUUUUGCAAAAGCAUGAGCAACCACAUCAUUCCAUAUUCUUUUCUUCUUUUUUCUGUUUCUCUUCACCUCUUCUUUAGUUCAUUAGUCAUAGACUCAUAAUAUAUAUGUUUAAAAAAAAAACUAAGAAUGAAGGAAAAAACUCAUUACUAGCAGUGAUUUUUAAUGUACAUUUUUGUUCUCUCCUACUUCUUUAUUAGUUAUGUUCAUUAAUCAUCAUCUUUUUCUUUUUGAAAGAAAACAUAUUUGCGUUCAUAAUUACAGGAAAAGGUCCAAUACUGAUUGAGGAAGAUCAUUCCAUAUUGUCUCAAUUACAUAGGAGGAUUUAGCAAAUUUUGCUGAACCAUGAGCAACCACAUCAUCAUGGUUUUUAAUAAUUAUAGUAAUUGUCAUCUACUUAUUGUAUUUCUAAUUUUUUCUUUUUUACAACACAACAAUAAAGAAUUGCACUUUGGGGGAAGAUGGAGAGAGUGAGAAACAAACUAGUCUUUGCAACAUGCAUGCAAAUCAUCUUUGUGUAAUACAAUAUUAAUUCCAUUUGUAUUUUUAAGAAAAAACUCAACUUAUGAGUGUGGAUUAGUUUGAGAGUAUACAUCAUACCUGACAACUUAAGAUUGUCUCAUGAUUUAUGUACCCCGACAGAGACAAAAAAAUAAUUACUAUUCCUUCUUCCAUUUCAAUUUGUAAGUCGUUUUAGGUUUGGAAAGAUUUUUCAAAAUGUAAAUCGUUUUACAAAUUCUAGGCAAAUUAAUAACUAUUCUUUUUAACUUUAACUUCAAUAAAUAAUGUUAAUGUAUUUUUAUUUACUCUUGUUUAUAGUUCUAAUAUAAUUAAUGAGGAGUAAAAUAUAUAUUUAAUACAUAAAUUAUUGUUGGAUGAUUGUCUUUUUAAUUUAUG
Oldenlandia corymbosa var. corymbosa is the source of this 2159-nucleotide messenger RNA. The record is from the annotation of a GenBank genome assembly. NCBI's taxonomy places the organism in Eukaryota, Viridiplantae, Streptophyta, Magnoliopsida, Gentianales, Rubiaceae.